AUGGAAACUCAUGAAGAAGAUGAUAUUGAUGAACUAAUGUCUAAUUUUUUCACAUUUCCACCUGAUGUCCAGGCUGUUCUUCCAAGUAAUGAUCCACUAGAUCAACCAGACUUCAACGUAGUAGAUUACAUAAACCAACUGUUUCCAAACGAGCAAUCAUUAUCAAACAUCGACGACGUGAUCAAUGAAUUCGAGUACAAGAAACGUUCAAUAGACAAAGAAAUCCGGUCAGUAGUUCGCGGGCAGACGAAUGGGGACCAGGAUGGCCGAGCAGCCUUGGAAGAGGCGCAAAAAACCAUCAAGCAGCUGUUUGUCCAGAUCAAAGAGAUAAAAGCGAAAGCCGAGCAGUCUGAAGAGACUGUAAAAGAAAUAACCCGUGACAUAAAGCAGCUGGAUUUUGCGAAGAGGAAUCUUACGGCUUCAAUAACUGCGCUCAAUAAGCUCCACGUGCUUGUAGGCGAGGUGGACAGCUUAAGGAUACUAACCGAGAAGAAACAGUACGGGGAAAUAGUUCUUAAGUUGCAGGCUAUCAUGGAGGUGAUGCAGUUCUUCAGCAAGUAUAUGGACAUUCCUCAGAUAAAAGAGCUGUCUGAUGAAGUUAACCAGAUAGAGAUUGAGUUGGCUCAGCAGAUAACUACCGACUUUAAAGAAGCCUUCUCUGGACAGAAUCUCAAACAUUUCACGCAAUUGACUGAAGGCUGUCAAGUGCUUUCAGUCUUGGAUCCUAAAGUUAAAAAAGAUCUGCUGAUUUGGUUUGUCAACGUUCAAUUGCAGAACCAAGACAUAGCCUGGCUGGACAAGAUCGACAAGCGCUACACAUGGAUCAAAAAGCACCUGAUGGACUUCGAGCAGAAGUUCGGUUCAAUCUUCCCCCUGGACUGGGAAGUAUCCGAGCGCAUCGCAGUCCAAUUCUGCCACAACACCCGCGAGGAUUUAUCAAAAUUAAUGCAAAAGCGUCGCGUGGAGAUCGACGUAAAACUCCUACUCUACGCAAUCCAGCGCACUAGCAAUUUCGAGAGCCUCCUCGCCAAAAGAUUCACCGGCAUAACUCUCAAAACCUCUUCACCCUCUUUAACAUCCACCCCCUCUACUUCUCCCCCAAAUCCCACAGAAGAAAGCACGAACCCCUUCGAAGAAUCUUUAGAAAAAGAAGAACCCAAACCUAGUCCUUCUCCCUUUGCAAAUCUAAUUGGAAAAUGUUUUGAACCUUACUUAAAUAUUUAUAUCGAAUCUUUGGACCGUAAUUUAGCAGAACUGAUGGAAAAAUUUGUCUUGGAUUGCAAAAAUCAGCCACCGGGGUCUAAAGACUUCGACGGAGUCGAAGGUCCAAGCAGUGUUUUAUCAUCUUGCGCUGAUUUAUUUGUAUUUUACAAAAAAUGCAUGCUCCAGUGCACUCAAUUAAGCACCGGGUCAAUUAUGUUGAACCUCUCUGAAACUUUUCAGAAAUAUUUACGCGAGUACGCUUUAAAAUUAUUGCAAAAUAAUUUACCUAAAAUUGGAGGGGGUAGUUUAAGUCUUGGGUCCAGUAUGAGCAGCAUUACUCGUGACUUUAGAGAUUUAUCAACUGCAGGGUUGAUACAAAAUUUCCAGAGCUUCCUUAAGGAGGGUGAGACAACUAGAUUUAGCAAAGAAGAGCAGUCUAGAAUUUGCUGCAUUUUAACAACAGCUGAAUAUUGUCUUGAAACUACUCAACAAUUAGAAGAGAAGCUUAAGGAAAAAACUGAUAAAAAUUACGCAGAAAAAAUAAAUUUAUCUCAAGAGCAAGACCUCUUUCACAAUGUAAUCUCUAAUUGCAUCCAAUUAUUAGUCCAGGAUUUAGAAGCAGCUUGUGAUCCAGCGCUAACUGCGAUGAUAAAAGUCCCCUGGGGGUCUAUUGAGAGCGUAGGUGACCAGAGUGCUUACGCAAGUACGAUAAUUGCGCAUUUAAAGCAAACUAUUCCGACGAUUAGAGACAGGUUGUCUUCUUGCAGGAAAUAUUUCACGCAAUUGUGUGUAAAGUUUGUGAGCUCUUUUAUUCCGAAGCUGGUACAGCAAUUGUAUAAAUGCAAGCCUUUAAGUGCGGUUGGAGCGGAGCAAUUGUUGUUGGAUGUACAUAUGUUAAAGACGGCGUUGUUGGACUUGCCUUCUACUGGGUGCCAGGUUGCGAGAAAGGCGCCGGCUACUUAUACUAAGGUUGUGGUCAAGGGUAUGGCUAAAGCGGAGAUGAUUUUGAAGAUUGUUAUGAGCACUACAGAGUGUCCCAAGAGCUUUGCUGAACAGUGUAGGAGGUUGCUCCCGGAGUUGCAACUGCCGGAGUUUCAGAAGGUGCUGGAGAUGAAGGGACUGAGGAAGCAGGAACAGCUUGGGUUGGUGGAAAUGUUUAAGGCUACUGCGGCGGAUAAUCUGGAGGGUGGGGGUUUGGUGGUGGAGAGUCCGGAGCAUGAAGCGGGGAAGAUUAAGCGGCUGGAGAAGUUGAUUAAGAAGAGGAUGUAA
Messenger RNA from Cotesia congregata, 2472 nucleotides. The record is from the annotation of a GenBank genome assembly. NCBI's taxonomy places the organism in Eukaryota, Metazoa, Arthropoda, Insecta, Hymenoptera, Braconidae.